Cygnus atratus (black swan) is the source of this 2419-nucleotide messenger RNA. RefSeq names its product ring finger protein 25 (gene RNF25). Gene Ontology annotation, molecular function: protein binding; ubiquitin protein ligase activity. The record is from RefSeq and is a predicted model, not a curated record. The transcript has 10 exons. Gene Ontology annotation, biological process: protein ubiquitination. Bases 97 to 1599 code for a protein of 500 amino acids. Lineage: Eukaryota; Metazoa; Chordata; Aves; Anseriformes; Anatidae. Gene Ontology annotation, cellular component: nucleus.
CACCGGCACCGGCACCGGCACCGGCAGCAGGAUCAGGCCCGGCGCCGUCGCCCAGCAACCAGCGCCCGGCGCUUCCCGUUCCGGGCCGCCCAGAAGAUGGCGGCGGCCGGCGAGGAGGCGGAGGCGGCGGAGUGGGCGCUGCCGGCCGAGGUGGAGGUGCUGGAGUCCAUCUACCUGGAGGAGCUGCGGGUGCGGCGGGGCCGCGGCAGGUCGGAGCCCUGGGAGGUGAGCAUCACCCUGCACCCCGCCACGGCGCAGGACCAGGACUCGCAGUUCGUCCGCUGCACCCUGCUGCUCACCGUGCCCCCCCAGUAUCCCAACGCGGCUCCGGACAUCGCCAUCAGGAACCCGCGGGGGCUGUCGGAUGAGCAAAUCCAGAAGAUUUUGCAGACCCUCAGAAGCGUUGCUGAAGCCAGGCUGGGGACGGAGGUGCUGUAUGAGCUGAUUGAGAAGGGGAAGGAGAUUCUCACUGACAACAACAUUCCUCACGGCCAGUGCGUGAUUUGCCUCUAUGGAUUCCAGGAGAGGGAAGCCUUCACAAAGACCCAGUGCUACCACUACUUCCACUCCCACUGCCUGGCCCGAUAUGCCCAGCACAUGGAGGAGGAGAUCCUUAUGCAGCAGGAAGAGAGAGAGCAGCACCUGGCACCUUCUCCCAAACAGGACGUCGGCGUGCAGUGCCCUGUCUGCCGGGAAACCCUGGUCUACGACCUCUGCGCCCUGAAGGCAGCGCCGCCCCCGCAGCACCCGCUGGAGCCAUACAGGCCGGAUGCCAAGACGCUGCAGCACCAAGAAGAACUGCGCUUAAUUUUCAAGAGACAGCAAGAGAAAGGGGGCAUCAUAGACCCCGAAGCGGAGAGGAACCGCUACUUCAUCAGCCUCCAGGCGCCUCCGGCUACUGCUGAUCCAGGCCAGGCAGCCGCUGCCUCCGAGCCGCUGGUGAGUGCGAGCGCCGUGGACGCGCCCCAGGCACCCUGCCAAGCCUCGGCCCCAGAGCCGGCCAGGGCAGCGCCUGCGCAGCCCGAGAGGCCUGCGGUGCCCAGGGAGCCGCAGAGCAGGAGGGAAAGGCACAGAGGGGAGAGGCCAGGCCCCAAAGGCCCGGGCAGGCAGACGUGCAGCAGCUCGCAGGAGGCGGCCGAGGAAGCUUGUCAUCCGCUCCACGGCUCCAGAGCACCCAGGGGCUUCAGUCGGAGACCGGAGAGGAGACCAGGCGGGAGGCACAGCCAGGAGUUUCCGAAGCAUCACAGCAGAAGCAGGGCUGCUGCCUUGGCCGAAAGAAAGGAGCUGUGCCCUGAAGACCCCUCACCAGAGACGGAGACAGCGGACUUGAAGGAGGAGCAGCGUGAUGUGGAGAGAUGGACCCCGGAGCAGGGCGCGGAGGCCCAGGGCAGGGAGAAGGAGAACCUGGCGUUCAGCUGCAGCGACCACCGAGCAGCUGCUGGCUGGCAGGGCCACCACCGGCCCUGGGACUGCGGGAGGUGGGAGAGGUCCAGGGCGCAGGAGCGUGGAUCCUACCCCAGAGCACCAAGAGGGCGAGGGGCGCUCAGGCCCAGCGGACGUCGAGAAGCCCAUCUCCUGGAGAAGGAGAGCGGCUCCUAGCAGCAGUGCUGAGGGGCUGGGCCGGGGGAGGGAAGGGCUGGCUUUGGGGAGAGCAGCGAAGGCUGUGCUGGAGCAGCAGCAGAGUCACCGUACACCUUGGGACAGAGGAGGCAGUUGACGUGUGGCACGGCGUGGGACAGGGUUUGUGUGGAGCGAAGCGUCCUGCUGUGAGCGGCUGGCUGUCCCCGCCGGCGGAGAAGCUGACUUCGGACAGGUCACAGCAGCCGUGGGCUCAGAGGAAGCCUGGAGCACCCACCACCCCUUUGCAUGAGCCAGGAAGCGCGCCCACCUACGGGGCAAACACUGAGCCCAGCGUGGUGCCACGGCAGAGCCAAGGCUGUGUAGGACCUUGCCUGGAUCCGAGCGUCCCCACAGAGCCGCGGUGGCACCCGGUGAUGGGGCCGUGCCGGGACAGCCACCUGCAGCUCGGCCUGCUGUGCCUCCCCGCGAUUCUCCGAGCGCCUUCUCAGCUGCUGUCCCUGUUCUUUGGAGAAAGCUUUGCUGCUUCUGCGGUGCAGACCCCGGCUCUGCCCCUGGGCCUGGCCAGGCAAGUCCUUUGUACAGCAGGACUUCUCCCAGCUCCAGCCAGAACUAAAUUAAGCUCGUGCAAAUACAUCAGCAGGUCAGGACUGUCCAGGGAUUGAGGCUUUGGGCUGGCUCCUCUUCCCCCCAGGAAGCUUGAAUUCAGCUGGAGCUCCUGCCCUGUCCUUCUGCUGCCACUUCAAGAUCUAAACCGCGUCCCGCUGCAGAGACAUGGCAAGAUCCCGAGCCUCCGAAGUGGGACGCUGCUAUUAAAUGAAUUCCUUUGGCCUUCUCUGGA